Solea senegalensis (Senegalese sole) is the source of this 3162-nucleotide messenger RNA. RefSeq names its product myosin heavy chain, fast skeletal muscle-like. Gene Ontology annotation, molecular function: cytoskeletal motor activity; actin filament binding; ATP binding. Bases 84 to 3035 code for a protein of 983 amino acids. The record is from RefSeq and is a predicted model, not a curated record. The transcript is spliced from 24 exons. Lineage: Eukaryota; Metazoa; Chordata; Actinopteri; Pleuronectiformes; Soleidae. Gene Ontology annotation, cellular component: myosin complex.
ACAGGCGCCCAGCAAAGAAAUCUGCACUGAAGUCUGCCACAAACAAGCCUUUUCACCUGGUGUGCUCCAAGUAAAGGGUCAUCAUGAGUGUGGAUCCGGAAAUGGAGUGUUUUGGCCCGGCGGCCAUUUACCUCCGGAAGCCAGAAAGAGAAAGAAUUGAAGCUCAGAACACUCCGUUUGAUGCUAAGUCAUCAUACUUUGUGACUGAGCCGACGGAAAUGUACCUCAAGGGAAAACUUACAAAGAGAGAGGGUGGCAAAGCCACGGUGGAGACUCUAACUGGAAAGACCAUCACUGUAAAAGAGGAUGAAAUCUUUCCCAUGAACCCUCCAAAGUUUGAUAAGAUUGAGGACAUGGCCAUGAUGACCCACCUCAGCGAGCCUUCUGUGCUGUAUAACCUCAAAGAGCGCUAUGCGGCAUGGAUGAUCUACACCUACUCAGGGCUGUUCUGCGUGACUGUGAACCCCUACAAGUGGCUCCCAGUGUACGACGCAAAGGUUGUCUCUGGAUACAGAGGGAAAAAGAGGAUUGAGGCUCCACCCCACAUCUUCUCCAUCUCUGAUAAUGCCUACCAGUUCAUGCUGCAGGACAGAGAAAACCAGUCAAUCCUGAUCACCGGAGAAUCCGGUGCUGGAAAGACUGUCAACACUAAACGUGUCAUCCAGUACUUUGCAACAAUUGCAGUGGCUGGAGGGAAGAAAACUGAUAAUAUUCCUGGAAAAAUGCAGGGUUCACUGGAAGAUCAAAUCAUUGCAGCAAACCCGCUGUUGGAAGCUUAUGGUAACGCCAAGACUGUGAGGAAUGACAACUCUUCACGUUUUGGAAAAUUCAUCAGAAUUCACUUUGGAACAACUGGAAAGUUGGCUUCAGCUGAUAUUGAAACUUAUCUGCUGGAGAAGUCUCGAGUGACGUUCCAGCUGUCUGCAGAGAGGAGCUACCACAUCUUCUAUCAGCUCACAACGGGCCACAAACCUGAGCUCAUAGAGGCUCUGCUGAUUACCACAAACCCAUAUGACUAUCCUAUGAUUAGUCAUGGUGAAAUCACUGUCAAGAGCAUCAAUGACAUUGAAGAAUUCAUAGCCACUGAUACUGCCAUUGACAUCCUGGGCUUCACUGCAGAAGAGAAGUCAUACAUUUACAAGUUGACUGGUGCUGUGAUGCAUCAUGGGGGCAUGAAAUUCAAGCAGAAGCAGCGUGAAGAGCAGGCCGAGCCUGAUGGCACUGAGGUGGCAGAUAAAAUCGCCUACCUCAUGGGUCUGAACUCUGCUGAUUUGCUCAAAGCGCUAUGCUACCCCAGAGUGAAGGUCGGGAACGAGUUUGUGACCAAAGGCCAAACUGUCCCUCAGGUCAACAAUUCCGUCAUGGCUCUCUGCAAGUCUGUCUAUGAGAAAAUGUUCUUGUGGAUGGUCGUCAGAAUCAAUGAGAUGCUGGACACCAGGCAGCCCAGAAGCUAUUUCAUUGGUGUCCUGGAUAUCGCUGGGUUUGAAAUCUUUGAUUUCAACAGCUUGGAGCAGCUGUGCAUCAACUUCACCAAUGAAAAGCUGCAACAGUUUUUCAACCACCACAUGUUUGUCCUGGAGCAAGAAGAGUACAAGAAAGAGGGAAUUGAAUGGGAGUUCAUUGACUUUGGUAUGGACUUGGCAGCCUGCAUUGAGCUUAUUGAGAAGGUGAGCCACAUGCUGCUUACAUCACUCUCUCAUAACAUUUAUGUUAUAUACAUAUAUACAUAUACUUUGAUUCUUACAGAGGAGAUCUCCGAUUUAACCGAGCAACUUGGUGAGACUGGAAAAACCAUUCAUGAACUGGAGAAAGCGAAAAAGUCUGCAGAGGCAGAGAAGUCCGAACUCCAAACUGCACUUGAGGAAGCAGAGGCUGCCCUGGAGCACGAGGAGUCCAAGAUUCUGCGUGUUCAGCUUGAGCUCACCCAAGUCAAGAGUGAGAUUGACAGGAAAAUUGCAGAGAAGGACGAGGAGAUUGAGCAGAUCAAGAGGAACAGCCAGAGGGUGAUCGAGUCCAUGCAGAGCACCUUGGAUGCUGAGGUCAGGAGCAGGAAUGAUGCCAUAAGGAUCAAGAAGAAGAUGGAGGGAGACCUCAACGAGAUGGAGAUUCAGCUGAGCCACGCCAACCGCCAGGCUUCUGAGGCCCAGAAACAGCUGAGGAACGUGCAAGGACAGCUGAAGGACGCUCAGCUGCACCUUGAUGAAGCCAUUAGAAGUCAGGAAGACAUGAAGGAGCAGGUGGCCAUGGUGGAGCGCAGGAACAACCUGAUGCUGGCUGAGAUCGAGGAGCUGAGAGCUGCACUGGAGCAGACGGAGAGAGGCCGCAAAGUGGCUGAAACGGAGCUGGUUGAUGCCAGUGAGCGUGUGGGACUACUGCACUCUCAGAAUACCAGUCUCAUCAACACCAAGAAGAAGUUGGAGGCUGACCUCAUUCAGAUCCAAGGAGAAGUAGAAGAUGCUGUUCAGGAAGCAAGAAAUGCUGAGGAAAAGGCCAAGAAGGCCAUCACUGAUGCUGCCAUGAUGGCAGAGGAGCUGAAGAAGGAGCAGGACACCAGUGCUCAUUUGGAGAGGAUGAAGAAGAACCUGGAGGUGACAGUGAAGGACCUGCAGCACCGCCUUGACGAAGCUGAGAAUCUGGCCAUGAAGGGCGGCAAGAAGCAGCUCCAGAAACUGGAGGCUAGAGUUCGUGAACUGGAGGGUGAAGUUGACUCUGAACAGAGGCGAGGGGCUGACGCCAUCAAGGGAGUCCGGAAAUAUGAGAGAAGAGUGAAGGAACUCACCUAUCAGACUGAGGAGGAUAAGAAGAAUAUUUCCAGACUUCAAGAUCUGGUGGACAAGCUGCAGCUCAAAGUGAAAUCUUACAAACGACAGGCUGAAGAAUCUGAGGAGCAGGCCAACAGUCACCUGUCCAGGUACAGGAAAGUCCAGCAUGAGAUGGAGGAGGCUCAGGAGCGAGCCGACAUCGCCGAGUCUCAGGUCAACAAGCUGAGAGCCAAGAGUCGUGAAAUCGUCAAGACCAAGGAAACCGGGGAGUGAGGUGGAACGAUACAACACAGUCACAAGUAGUCAUAAAAUAUGACUUCAUCUUGUCUCUCGUUCACCUUAGCAUGUUAAGCAUGCUGUCUGUGAUAGCCAAAUAUCAAUAAAAGUAGAUUACGCUGCA